CGCAUUUUCCAUGCGGCGUGAGUUGAAUUGCUCGUUGUGCAGUGAGCGUUUUCCACGUUCUACCCCGAAUUCCGCAAUUUCCACGGAUUUUCCGCCAAGUGGAGAACUCUGAACCUCAGUCAAAAGGAGCGACAGGUCGAGGGUUGAGACAAAUCGUCCGUUGAGACAAAUUGCCCACUCAGCCAAGUAGUCUUGUGAGAUAAAUUCAGCGCAUUUCAAGCUGGUGAGCAACGGAUGAGCCAAAAUGAGUGAAGUGAUCACCCCUUCCAAACUGAAAGUGGCUGAGCUCCGAAAUGAGCUGCAGCUGCGCGGACUUGACACUAAAGGGGUGAAAGCCGUGCUGGUCCAGCGGCUUGAAACUGCCCUGGCCGCAGAGAAUGAUCAGGGGUCUGCCGAAGCAUCUCCCGUCCCCGAGGGGGAGGGGGAAGAAGAGGAGGCAGGAGAGGAGGAGUAUGAGGGCGGGUACGAAGGCAAUGGGGUGGAGAUGGGGCAGGAGGUCCUCGAGGAUGAACUGCUGGGAGGCCAAGAGGAGAUGAUGGAGCCUGCUGAGGGCACAGACAAGUACACGGAAGAAGAUGCGCCAGCCUUGGAAGAGGCUGCUCCCGAGAUGCAAGAGGACUUCCCAGGGGCCGGGGAGGAAAAGGUUGAGCCGGAAGCAGAGGCGUCCAUGGAGCAAGGACUUGAGCAGGAGGAAGGACUUGAGCAGCAGGAGGAAAAACCUGAGCCUCAGGUGGAAGAGCCUCCCAGCGAUGUCAAAGUUGAAGCAGCUGAACCGGUCCUCAAGGAGGAGGAAGGUGUUGAAGUCAAGAUGGAAGCUGAGGAGAGCAAACCAGAAGUCAAGGAGGAAAGUGCCAAACCUUCAGCUCAAGCGGAGGUUAAAGAAGAGAAAAAAGACAGUCCUGCCAAAACUGACGACAGAGAAAGAGAUAGGGAGUCUCGGGACAGAAAGCGAGACCGCGACUAUGAACACCGAGACAGAGGGCGCCAUGACCGCUACCGAGAUCGUUCCCCCAGGCGAAGGACACCUUCGCCACCUGUCAUGGAGGAAGAUGACGACAUUCCAGAAACCACCUGCGUUCUCAGCAAAUACAUCUCUGACUUGAACAUGAAGGUGGCAAAGGACGGCACCUCAGCCCAGCCUCUCCAUAACGACGGCUUUGCCUUCCUGUGGGGUGGAGUCAAAGCAACGCACGGUGUGACCAAGGGGAAAGUGUGCUUUGAGGUCAAGCUGGAGGAACACCUGGAUGUGGACCAUCUUCCCCCAGAAGAAACCAACAGGCACGUCAUCCGUGUUGGCUGGUCUGCAGACGAAACCUCACUUCAGCUCGGUGAGGAGGCAUUCUCGUAUGGUUAUGGUGGCACAGCAAAGGUUUCCGUCAAAUGCAAGUUCACCAAUUACGGGGAGAAGUUUGAAGCCGGAGACGUGAUCACUUCGUGCCUGGACUUCGAGGGUGACAAGCCCACUAUCUCCUACAGCAAGAAUGGCACAGAUCUUGGAGUGGCCUUCACCAUCGAAGACAACUUGGAAGGCAGAGUGCUGUUUCCACACUUGCUGCUGAAAAACACAUCCGUAUCGGUCAACUUCGGACAGAAGGAAGAGCCUUACUUUCCAAUACCCGAAGGCUAUACUUUGGUGGCCAAUGUCCCUGUUGAAGAUCGCGUCCGCGGGCCCCUGCCUCCUGCAACCAAGAAAGACUGCGAGAUUCUCAUGAUGGUAGGGCUGCCGGGUGCCGGCAAAACCACGUGGGUCGAGAAAUACUGCGUGGAGCACCCGGAGAAGAAGUACUACAUCCUGGGAACCAACCUCAUCAUGGACAAGAUGAAGGUCAUGGGUCUGCCCCGCAAGCGUAACUACCACGGCCGUUGGGACAGCCUGAUGGACAAAGCCACUAAAUGCCUGAACCGGUUCUUUGAAAUGGCACCGCGUAAGAAACGUAACUUCAUCUUGGAUCAGACCAAUGUCUAUCCUUCUGCCCGCCGACGAAAAAUGCGACCAUUUGAGGGUUUCACCAGCAAAGCAAUCGUAGUAGUACCCACUGAUGAGGAAUUUCUGAAGCGAAUUGAUAAACGCACAAAGGAGGAAGGCAAGGAUGUACCCGAGCAUGCCGUGUUGGAAAUGAAAGCCAACUUCGAGCUGCCGGAGGAGGGGCAGCUGUUCGAGGAGAUCAGUUUCACGGAGCUGAGCCGGGAGGAGGCCAAGCCGGUGGUAGACAAGUACAUCAAGGAGGGGCGCGCGGCCGUUGGCUCACAGCCAAAGCGCUUCCGGGACGACCGGGAACGAGGCGGCAACUGGGGCCGCGACUUCCGGGGCGGCGGUGGCGGUGGCUACAACCGCGGGGGCGGCGGUGGCUUCAACCGUGGGGGCGGGGGAUACAACCGUGGCUAUGAUCGUGGUUACGGCAGGGGAGGCUAUGAUCGUGACGGCUACAGAGGCGGAUAUCGUGACCAGAGACAGAACCGUGGAGGUUACGGUGGCGGCGGUGGUUACGGUGGUGGGGGUUAUGGCAGUGGCAGCGGUGGUUAUGGUGGUGGGGGUUAUGGCGGAGGUGGUUACCGUGGAAGCGGUGGUUACGGCGGCGGUGGAUACAGGGACAACCGCAGCUCUGGCUAUGGCAGCGGUGGUGGCUACGGCAACAGAGAUAGCGGCGGUUAUGGCCGGCGAGAUUCGGGGGGCUACGGCAGCCGAGGGGGCAGUGGCUAUGGUGGUGGAGGCGGUAGUGGUGGCUAUGGCAGCGGAAGCUACAACCGACGUGAUCAAGGAUCUGGCUACAACAAACAGAGCGGCGGUUACGGCAGCUCUCAGGGUGGCUACAGCAGUCAGGCCAGUGGCUACGGCAGUUCAGGUGCCAGCGGCGGUUACGGCAGCGGCGCUUCCGGCACCGCAGCCACCGCGUAUGGCAGCACAGGCACGGCGGGCUACGGCAGCUAUGGCACAGGCACCGCGGGCCAGGCCACCACCGGGGCCAGCCAGCAAGGGUAUACCAACCAGCAGUACGCCCAGUACCAGCAAUACCAGCAGUACCAGCAGUAUUACCAGAACAACCCACAAUAUGCCCAGCAGUACGCCCAGUACGCCCAGCAGUAUGGUAAUUAUGGAGGGUAUGGCCAGGGCUCCGGAGGUACAUCCCAGUAAACUCAUCAACAAGCAGUACGCCCAGCAGUAUGGUAACUACGGAGCGUACAACCAGGGCUCCGGUGGUACAUCCCAGUAAAGUCAUCAACCAGCAGUACGCCCAGCAGUAUGGUAACUAUGGAGGGUAGGGCAGAGCCUGGAGGUACAUCCCAGUAAAUUCGUCAACCUUAAAGAAAAAAAAUGAGCUCAUAAGGCACGUUUUCAGUCAGCUAUUACACUGACAGCCUUUUUUUUAUAUAUAUACAUUUGAAUGUUGGAAAAAGAAGGAUUUUUUUAAUGUGUUCUGAAAGAGUUUUUGGUUGUAUGAGCUAGUGUCAGUCCAUAUUGUGGUGAAAAUUAAUGGAAGGGGGAUCUCUGAUUUUAAAUAUGUAAAUAUUUUCAGAUUUGGAUUCUUUUUUCCUUUUUGUGGUUGAUUGCCGAAUUAGGGCACUAUUCACGAGGAUGAUGUCUAUGUAAUAGGGUUAUUGUAGCCAGUAUGACGCAGAUGAAAAAGAUCUCUAUCUGUGAUUGCGACUAGCGCAUUUAAUCAGUGGAUUUCUUUCCAGCAGAUGUGAAUAUAGGAAGUUUUGGUAGACAAUCGUCAUCAAGUGUUGAUAUUGAAGUCAGAAACAAAGCUAGGAACUUAAUGUGUCUAGUUGAAGGAAUAAGUGAGAUGCCCAGUCAUUGCUUGCAAGUGAAUUUGAAAUCAGUUGCAUAAAUCAAAAUCCAUUUCCAUAUCUUCUUUGCACGAAACUCUUUUUGACUUCACAACCAGAGCCUUUUAAAAUUUAAAGCUCUUAGCAUUUUCCUUCAUGGGGAAGUGACUCACUUCCCCAUUAAGGAAAAUGCUAAGUAACGUUAUCCUGAUGUAUGCACAAAACCAGUCCUAAUCCAAUUCUGUAAUAAUUUGGUAGACAGUGUGCUAAAGAUGUUCUCUGGUUUCACUGCCAGCAGCUUAGAUGUUGAACACAUUCAUCCUUAUCACUAAUCACCAGUCGAAGAGAUCAGUUAUGUGGUUUUGCGAGUAGCACAUUGCGUACCAAAAACAUUGAAUCUUUUCCGGGCAGAAAUGUUGGGUUUGAAAGAAUCAGUGGCAAGAAUCGCAGUCCCAGAUGAAAAAUCAAUUUUUUUUUCACCCAUUUUCAAAAUUUCAUUCUUGUAUCCAUUCUGUGAAGAUCUAAGAAUCACAUCAUACAAGCCGUCAUUUGUUGCUGUUGGUGCAUUGUUUCUUUGGUAGAUAGUUUUGAUCUUUAACGGCUUAGCAUGCACGAACAGUGAAACUUUCUGCUUAGCAGCUCAAAGUUCACCACUUCCCAGAAACAAGAUGAAGGUGAACGUCUGUCAGUUUUGUAAGAAACAUUUUGUAUCUUAGAAAAUUUGUUAAAAGUAGAUUAAAUUUCGUUUGAAAUUGUAAAUGUAAAGUAGGUGAGAAUUUCUUAAAGUUUCUGUUUUUGUGGUCGGCAUGUUGUGGAGUAAUUUUUAAGAGUGAAGUGAAAUACUAUAAAAUGUAAAUUUUAACCUUUCGACAACCAACAUUUGAUAUUGUUUUUUGCACAGUUAAAGAGUGUAGAAAAUAUAGCCCAAGGUACUGACACGACACACUAGUAGAUGUUUAAAUUCCAGUCUAGAUUGUUCCUGAGCGCAUGCCCAUCGUCUCACACGUUUUUUAUUUCGCCAAAAUCGCUAUAUAGUUGCAUGCUUGUUUAUAUUGCUAUUGCCUUCAGGCCAUUUUUUUUCACACGCAGUUCGGAAAAAAAGACAAUUGUAGAACUCAGGGACACAACCAGUUCCGAUCCUGGUCUUGUACAAAACUUUCAACCCAUUGAUGUGUUUACUGCUGACGACAUUUCCAAAGUAAUGCAGCCUAUUUUGAUGGUGGAAGUUGACAAGGGGAUGGAUUAAAAAAUCAAACAUUGGAGAUACACCCUAAAAUUUCAGUCUUCGUUUAUUUUGUUUUCAGCGUCACUGUGAAAGCCAAGCUCCUCGUAAACAAAUUGUAACCAUACCAACAUUACAAGAAGUAGAGGCUGUGUUGUGAUGUGUUUACAGAAUAUGCAUAAUUUGUAAAUAUUGAUUUCCUUACCUUUUGGCAUUCUUGAUUCUAAAAAAUGCAAUCCCAUUCAGAAGGCUAAGUCUGAUUAAAGACUGACUGAGCCUGAUCCAUGAGCAGGCAAAACACCUGA
Acanthaster planci (crown-of-thorns starfish) is the source of this 5295-nucleotide messenger RNA. RefSeq lists its product as uncharacterized. Gene Ontology annotation, biological process: alternative mRNA splicing, via spliceosome. The record is from RefSeq and is a predicted model, not a curated record. Gene Ontology annotation, molecular function: RNA binding; protein binding. NCBI's taxonomy places the organism in Eukaryota, Metazoa, Echinodermata, Asteroidea, Valvatida, Acanthasteridae. Gene Ontology annotation, cellular component: nucleus.